Molecule: messenger RNA, 2649 nt
Organism: Eriocheir sinensis (Chinese mitten crab)
Lineage: Eukaryota; Metazoa; Arthropoda; Malacostraca; Decapoda; Varunidae
Product: amidophosphoribosyltransferase-like
Exons: 10
Coding region: 495-2141 (548 amino acids)
Biological process (GO): purine nucleobase biosynthetic process; purine nucleotide biosynthetic process
Molecular function (GO): amidophosphoribosyltransferase activity
Source: RefSeq, a predicted model, not a curated record
CUGGCGUCGCAACAUCAUAUUUUCUAGAUGACUCUUCAGCUUGCAUCACUAGUUAGCUCCACUGCGCAUGCUCUGUGGCAUAUGGAACGUCAGCGGGAUGUGAGAACUGCAGUAUUUAAAUAAGCGAUUUAGGUUCACGCCGCCACCGUGCACCACCACCACCACCGAAGCCUUGUUGUGGGCAGGCUAAAAGUGUUUAUACAACCUUACACUUGGGUUAGGGGAGUACUGUGACUACCUGUGCGGCUGUGACCUCAAACGAACGCCAGGCAGCGGUGAGAGGAAGAAAUUUGGUGGUGGGCAAGGGCAUGGCAGGCAGAUAUAGUAGCCUGCAGUGUAACCCGCGGAGCCAAACUGUUGAGGUGUGUGCUGCCGCCUUUCUAGACUCGCUGUUUCUUGUCUGACUGGUGAAGGGGCGUGGAGCUAGUGUGCUACCCUCUCGCACACCCAAGCAACUUUCUCCUUUGUUGGUGCUGGACUCGAGAGGGCUGGAAAUGAGUGAGGGUGUGAAGAAAGCGAUGGAGAGGAGCAGAGAAGACCGUGCAAGGGAAGAAAGAAGAGCGGAAGAGGAGGAGGAGGAGGAGGAGAGGCGGCUGCAGGAGGCAUGUGGUGUGGUCGGGUGUGUGCUGGCUCGGAACUCUCCAGACGGGACGGUGAAUGUGGCCAAGAUGAUCUACCUGGGAUUAGUGGCACUACAACACAGGGGUCAGGAGAGUGCGGGCAUCGUCACCAAUGAGGACCCAAGCAGCAAACACUUUCAUUACCAAAAAGGAGACGGGCUGGUGCCGGCUGUCUUCACCGAGGAGAAACUCCACAAACUAAAAGGUAACAUCGGCAUUGGACACUCGCGCUACUCCACGGCGGGCGGGCGGGAUCCCUCCAACACUCAGCCCUUCCUUGUUCACACCCGCCACGGACCUCUGGCAACAGCCCAUAAUGGCGAGCUCAUCAACGCCUUGGCCCUCAGGAAAGCGAUCCUGGACCGCGGCGUGGGCCUGUCCACUCACUCGGACUCGGAGCUCAUCACCCAGAUGCUAUCGCAGGCACCUCCGCGGGGGGAGAAGGCCAAACCAGAUUGGGGCGCCCGAAUCCGCCACCUGAUCGAGGCCACACCCACUGCCUACUCCCUAGUCAUCCUCCACGGAGACAAGAUCUAUGGUGUGCGUGACCCCUUCGGCAACAGACCGCUAUGCAUUGGGAGACUCAUGCCCGUCGGAGGAGCCAAUGGUGAUAACUCAAGUGACGCCUCGCCCAAACCCAUCGGCUGGCUCUUCAGUUCGGAAUCGUGCGCCUUCCAGUCCAUGGGCGCCACGCUGAUGCGAGAGGUCUACCCCGGCGAGAUAGUCGAGUUGAGUCCGGACGGCGUGCGCUCCCUGGAUGUCGUGCCGCGCCCCAAGUCCUCCACCCCCCUCAGCGCCGCCCACGGGGACCCCGACCACGUCAACCACGACGACAUCCUGCUGGCGCCGCUCCCUGCCUUCUGCAUCUUCGAGUACGUCUACUUCGCCCGCGCCGACUCCGUGUUUGAAGGCCAGCAGGUAUACAGCGUGCGGCAGAGGUGUGGGCGCCAGUUGGCUAUAGAAGCCCCGGUGGAUGCCGACAUCAUUUCAACGGUGCCCGAGUCUGCAACUCCGGCCGCGCUUGGCUUCUCCUUGCAGUCUGGCAUCCCGUACGUGGAGGUGCUGUGCAAAAACCGUUACGUCGGGCGAAGCUUCAUCCAGCCCGACAAACGCUCCCGCCAGUUAGCCGUCGCCAAGAAGUUCGGAGCGCUGACGGAGAACCUGAUGGGCCGGCGCGUGGUGCUGGUGGAUGACUCCAUCGUGAGGGGCACCACGGUGGGGCCCAUCAUCCAGCUCCUGCGGCAGGCCGGGGCACGCGAGGUUCACAUCAGGGUGGCCUCCCCGCCCCUCAAGCACCCCUGCUACAUGGGCAUCAACAUUCCCACGCGCGGGGAGCUCCUAGCCAACCAGAAGCCUAUCGAGGAGUUGGCGAACCACGUCGGUGCGAACAGCUUGGCCUACCUGAGUAUCGAUGGGCUGGUGAAGGCAGUGCGUCAGGGCAUAGUGGCAAGGAACAAUGCCCCCGUCGGCCACUGCACUGCCUGUCUCGAUGGAAACUACCCCGUGCACCUCGAGUGGUAGUCUCCGGUGUAACUCAGGUGUUGGAUGGUUGCAUGUUGGCAGAAUACGUACAGGUAGGAAUGAGUGGAAGUUAAGCAAUGAUGGAUUUCUUUGAUGCUCUCUCCUUUUCUUUUAAAUAACGUGGAUUUGCUGAGCGUGGGAUAUUGUUGUGGGUGUGUGAUGAAUUUUCUCGUUUUUCCUUUUUUUAUUUUUUUUGCAUACUAUUGUUUUUUUUAUAACGUUUUAAGGGGAGAUAACUAACAUUCACCUGUAAUGCUUGCGAAAUCCAGGUAUGCCCCCGUUUCUUUUUGUAUCUUUUCUUGUAUAGUGUAAAAGUGAGUGUUGUGAUUUUGUACUCGACCGUUCUUGUUGUUCUUGUUAUGCUUUAUCAAAAAUUAUCUGUAACACUUUGUUUUAGUAUGACUUUGUGCAGUGUUUCAUAAGCGAUGUUGUGGUGCGUAAGUGUGUUUGUUUACAAGUGUUUUUUGUGUGUUUUUGUUUUUCCCUUUAAUAAAAUUGCGGAAAUAUA